Messenger RNA from Branchiostoma belcheri (Belcher's lancelet), 5462 nucleotides. RefSeq names its product polycomb group RING finger protein 3-like. The transcript has 6 exons. The coding region runs from base 37 to 510 and encodes 157 amino acids. Gene Ontology annotation, biological process: regulation of transcription by RNA polymerase II. Lineage: Eukaryota; Metazoa; Chordata; Leptocardii; Amphioxiformes; Branchiostomatidae. Gene Ontology annotation, cellular component: PRC1 complex. The record is from RefSeq and is a predicted model, not a curated record.
ACAGUGUUGACCUUGUGUUUCAGCCAUGACCGUACCAUGCAGGACAUCGUGUACAAGCUGGUCCCAGGACUGCAGAAAGCGGAGCUCAAGAAGCAGCAGGACUUCUACAAGAAGCGUGGCUUGCCAUUUCCUGGACAACCACUUGAUGGUGAAGAGGACAGCACUUGCAAGUCCUCAGCUUCCUCCUCCAAGUCAAAAGAGGAUGAGGACAGUGACUAUCAUCGCAGUGAUGAACAGGUGAAUAUCUGCCUGGAAUGUAGCAGUAACAGAAUGAGGGAGCUGAGGAAAAAAUUUAUCCGGUGCUCAUCGCAGGCGACCAUCAACCACCUGAGAAAAUUCAUUGCCAAAAAACUGGAGCUCAAAGAGCACUCCCAGCAGGUGGAGAUUUUGUGCAACGAGGAGAUUCUGGGAAAGGACCAUACGCUCAAGUUCGUAGCCGUCACACGGUGGAGGCGCAAGUCAUCUCCGAUGGUCCUGCACUACAGACCUGCGACUGUGGAUAUCUUUUGACACAGCAGCGUCCCAUCAACAGAUGUCUAUUUAUUCAGCCCUUAGAAUCUAUGUAUGAACAGAGAGAAACUACGUUAACUAUUCUGCAGCAGGAACGGAUGGAAUCAGCCCGUUUCCAUGAGAAUGGGAGAAUUGUACAGAAGCUGUGUCCAUGUCUGUCAAGGUGAUGUCUGUGUCUGCCAACACCUUUUAUGUCAAUAGAGUAAGGCGACAGCCAAACAAUGAUUAUGUGACUGUGAAGUACCAAAAAUGUAUUCUUUUUGUAAAAAAAAUAUGUAUAGGUAAAAACUUAAAAAAAUUGUGAUCUGCAAAAUAUUAGAGAACAGCAUAUUUCAUUUCCCACAAUUCCAAGCCUGUCAUACUGACGAUCAGUAUUUAAUCUACAGAUGUAAUUGAUUUAUACAUGAGGACAGAAAACAGGAUUUGCACCACUCAGAACAGAAUGUCUGGAAUAUUCUGUAAGGACUGGAAAGAUGGAAAAAUGGGCUGAAAAUAUUGACAAGCCCUUUAAGCCCUCAUGUCUGCCAGCAGUCUGGCAGUUUUCAUAUGGUGCGUACGUGAAGAGGAAUUAAAUCAUGUCUGAUAAGUAUACUGUACUUACAUCUGUAUGUGGAAGAAAACAGCAAAACCUAGCAGGCUACCUACCUUAUUGCUUAGAUCAGAGAACCUGCUAUCCUGAGAAGUAGUUUUCCACCCAAGUGGAGAAUCUGACCAGAAAGGACUUCCAACCAUGCUGUUGUCCAACAUGAUCCAACCAACUGCCAACCACUGCAGCAAUUACAAGAUGACUGUCUGCUGUCAAUUGACCAUUUUUUCUGGAACAAAAGAGGAUAACUGACUGAAAACACUUCUGUUUUGUGGUAAAUUGAAAGGGAAUUAUUAAUCUGUAAAUCCAUUUGCCUACUUUCCUUUCAUGCAUCUGUCAAUAUGAAGGUAGGUAGGGCAGACAUGCUCAGUUGGAGAAGAAAUCUGGCACCAGCAAAACAGUCUGUCACAAAACAUUAUAUUAUGUGAGUCUGCUUUUUUUUUACUAAGGGAAAAAUAGAUGUAUAUGCUCCUUUCACCAAUGUUAACCCAUUGUCUGACAUAUUAAAAGUUGAGAACAAUGCAGAAAAUGCCAAGGCUUUUGGUUGGUGAUAGAAUAUUAGUCUGCCCACCCUCAUCUUUUGACAGGUGCAUUAUUAGUUCACAGUUUGUGUUACAUGUCAUUUCUGUGCUUUGCUUGGACUCUGCAGCUCUCACGAUCAGUGUUAGGCUUGUGAAUGGAAUUGUGCCUGGAUCUUGGCACAUUCUAAUUCCAUUUUCCAAGUCAUAACUAUUGAAGGAGAGGUACAGGUGUGAACCCUCUGCUGUCAGACUUGUUUUUAUGCACUGUGAUUGCAAUAGAUCGGUUUCAACAGACCACAAAAAGUAGGUGAAAAUGUCUUGCUGUGUUGGCCCCAUUGUGUACCAGACACCAGAUGGUAGCAGUUUCUCCACCCCCUCCCUCUGUCCCAAGACUGUUGCAAUAUUUAUAUCAGACUUGAUAUGUGGCAGGUGACACUAUUACUUGCACCUUGUGGCAAAUGCUUAGGGGAGCUGACUGUCAUGCAGAGCUGUGUGCUAGUGUGUUUAACAGGUCUCUUUAGGGCCAUGCCUAGUCUGUCAUAGACUGGGAUGCAUCUUACAUAUACAGUACUACUGUAUGGUUUACUACCUUGAUCACUUCACUGCCCAAAAGUCUGGUACCAGUUAAUGGCAGAUCAAAUGGGGUUGGUUCAGAGUGGCAAAAUCCUCUUGCAGCAUGGCAAUGGGGUUUAAACAUGCACUCAGAAGUUCAGUCCCAGGUACACUGCUUCAAAAAGAUAUUCUAUACACAAACUAAUCAAUCACGAAAGGCCAAAGGUUUCAAUAGUCUGUCACUAACACUGGGUGCCAGGAUAUUAGGCAGGGAAGUGGUCAGAGGAGCAAAUGGAAGCUGGAAGAGGAUGCGUACCAGGCUAAGUUUGUUACUUGCUUCUCAGAACAUUUCAGGAUAAAGCAGAUGAAGUGUAGAGACUCUGUAUCGUUAGGCAAACAAUAUUUUUAUCAAUGGACUAAAUCAAUAAUUGAUACCCAAAUUACCAGAUUGCCGGAUUAGGGUUAACCCUUCACUCUGUAUCUCACUAGUAUAAUAUAUGAGAGUCAAAUUUGUGCAUAAGUUCACUUGUUAAGCACAGAGUGUUCUUGAUGUGGCAGUAGAUGAGCACAAGAGGACUCAGUUGUGCUUCUCACUACAAGGGGAAGUAGAGAGGCUGGAACAGUUCUUUGCAGCUGUUGUAAUUUUCAAGCAAUACAGAUUUUGUGCAAAGAUGAGCCCCAACAAACCAGAGAGAAGCAACAAUGAGAAGCGAGUAACUGACUUAGUAUGGCCUUACUGCAGUCCUACAUGUACAUUGUCAUGUAGUGUAUGCAGACUGUGAGUGGACCAAGUUACAAUGUACAUGCUAGAAUCUUUAUGGUGGCAAACCUUUGUACAAAUGUACUUACAAAAUAUACCACUGGCAGCAAAUGGUGUAAGGCCAAGACAUGGGUUACAUUUUACAAAUCAGGAUAGAUGCGCUCUCCAUGCAGGUACCAUUUUGUAUUGUGGCGAUCAUAUCUGUGCUUUGACAAGAAUCAAAGCUGGUACAAACUUGAAGAGAAUGAGUGCUAAGAUAUAGGUUUAAUAAUAACUUUGUUGAACUGUGACAUUUAGCAUAAUAGGUUUAGUAAUGUAGUAAAUGUGGGAUCACUUCUGUCUGUAUUAGAUUCAAACAAAAGAACAAUGCUUUGUAUGAUUCAUAGGGUGACAAAUCAGUUUACAAUCAGUUGUUCAUUUUCUUCAAAUCCCUGAACAUGGCUAUGCACUUACUUUGACGUAGGUCAAACUUGGCACAUUUUGAUUUUAUAUUUAUACAUUUCAUACAUGUUACUCAUUGUCCAGUGGUGCUUCUCAUGGUUGCCAUGGCAACUUUAUUUAUUCCAUGAUUGAUCGGGACGUGAGAUGAAGUAUGUAUAGAGUAGAUGAUAAGGUAUCCCAGAUGAAUUUAUGACAGGUUUUUGAAACCAAAAUCUUUGUAUAUGUAAUUAAGACACUGGAUGUGUAAUAACCCAGGAGGGAUGACCCUGGGGAUUUUGUAUGCAUGGCUGUGGCAUUGCCUGAGAGACCUUGUUACCUUUUCCAUUAUCUCCAUCCACAUUCCAAUUGAAGGCUGAACAUUAGGGACUGCCUAAUUGCAUGGUGAGGUUUGUAGCCAAUGUGUACUUCUGUACUGGAUGUUCUCUUGUUUUACAGUGUUGCACUCACACUUGUCAUUCAGUUAAAGCAGGUACAUGUGUACAUGCAUAUUUGAGAGAAUCUUCAGAGGCUAUUUCUGUAUUGUCUGAAAUUACCGACAACAGUGUACCAAUGAUAGAAGUACUCAGAAAGUACAUAUUGUACAUGGUACAUGUGUAUGUUACAUGUACAAGUAGGAAUUCCUACAUUAUGGAUUAAAUAAAUGAUGUUGAGAUGUCUGGAUCAUCGAAUCAUGGUGUAGUACAUAUUUUUGUACCCCCUCCAAAUUUCAUUUCUUGGGAUACUAGAAUGACAGAGUUGAAUAUCAGCAGAUGAAAAUACCGUCAGUUUAUUGAUGUUUUGUACAAAUUCUACUCAGGCCACCCAAACAGGUUGAUGUAAACGUGAAGAAAGUGAAAAGUUCAUUUCUUGUAAAAGAUCAAAACUACUGUUAUAAGUGGUACUUAAUACUGUACAUGUACUCCAAGACCUUUAUGAUCAAUCUAGAGGUAUAACUAUAACAGUUACUCCUCUGUUUAUCAAGUUGGUAAAAGUAUUACUUUUUACAUUACUUAGUAAUGUUCCUCUGGGGAUGUACAUGACAACACCUGCCAUAGAACUUAUUCUUUCAAUGUUGCAUCUUAUUUCUCCAUCGGGAAAGUUAAGAUCCCAAAUGUAGCUUGUUGACCCAACAGGUCAAGGUCACACAUAUGUCAAGGUCACAAAUAUACUACAAGGUUAUCAUGAUGGGUCAAAGGUCAUCCCUUACAUAUAGGUUACUGUGCCACAUGCUGCUCAUUGUUGCUUUGUUAGUUUAGCUGUAGAUCUGCAUUGAAGGUUAUUCUAACGUUAUAAACUCCCUACAGAUGUGUAUACAAACCUCCGAUAAUGGAAGGAAAAAUGGGUUUCGUAGGCCUCAGAAUCAAAUGUCAAAUAAUGUUACUAGUGUCUGUCUGCUGCCCAGCUGUAAAAUUAUUGUCCAGAAUCGAUGAAUUAUGUAGGGCAUAGAGAGGAAAGCAGUCAGAUUUAGAAGUGAAAAAAUGUCAUGACAUUGAAAGAUGAUUUAUAUGGUCUGUAUAAGGACUAGUAAGAUGCGGUAUGGUGGUAUGUGUGAAAUAUUCUUUUAUCUUAGCAAUAUAUUCUUUCAUCUUAGCAACAUAGCAACCAAAUCAAUUAUGGUCACAUCAGUAUACAGUGUUGCUUGUAGUUCUACUCUGCACUGAUCAGUGUGAGUCCAAUGGAGAAGGGGGAUAUGGUCAUGAAAAUUUUAUAAACGUCAAAUACCCCCAUGUUUUGUAGGGAUCAAUGUUGUCAAACAAUAUAAGGGGCAGUUGUGGGUUGUGAAACCCUCACACAUGUACACCCCUUGGUUUACAUUGAUGGGUGCUUCGAUACUCUUGUCAGCCUCAUGCAGUUUGUAUUUUCUAUAUUGCACGCUUUGCUGCACCUUGUACAGCACUGAUGUAGAAUUGCUCCUGUCUAUCCUGUCUCCAGGCCAGCAGACUGUGUACAUGUAUUCCAGUAAUGGACAUAUUGCCAGGCGCGCAGGGAGAAUUGAAUACCAUGCUGUUGCAGCAGUCAUGAAAGUAGUAGUGGUCAUUUUGCACCAUAUGAUAUUUGUGUCCAUUUGUAAUAAUAAAGAUGUAUCAUUUCUUAUUGAAACUGUCUUCUGUUG